Endocarpon pusillum Z07020 is the source of this 1587-nucleotide messenger RNA. RefSeq lists its product as uncharacterized. The coding region runs from base 1 to 1587 and encodes 528 amino acids. Gene Ontology annotation, molecular function: secondary active monocarboxylate transmembrane transporter activity. Gene Ontology annotation, biological process: plasma membrane lactate transport. Gene Ontology annotation, cellular component: plasma membrane. The record is from RefSeq and is a predicted model, not a curated record. Lineage: Eukaryota; Fungi; Ascomycota; Eurotiomycetes; Verrucariales; Verrucariaceae. The transcript has a single exon.
AUGGCAUAUAACGAUGAGAAAGUCAUGCGUGAUGGCUCUCCUAUCAGCCACGAUGGUGAUUCCACCGAUCAGCAUCUUUCCGCUGGUCAGUAUCUGGCUACACGCCUCACAACAUUGAAGCCGCCAUUAGCGAAAGCUCCGAAUCCGAUUCGACUUCUGCGAAUGUUGAAUCUUCAGCAAUGGCUUUUCUUCUUCGUGGCAUUCAUCGCUUGGACUUGGGAUGCUUUUGACUUCUUCACAGUAUCCUUGACGGUCGAACAGUUAGCAGAAGAGUUUGGAAAGACCAACAGGGACAUCACGUGGGGUAUCACACUCGUAUUGAUGCUUCGAUCCGUUGGUGCCAUCAUAUUCGGUAUCGCAUCAGAUCGAUACGGACGUAAAUGGCCUUUCAUUGUCAACAAUAUUCUUUUCAUUGUCCUCGAGCUAGCAACCGGGUUCACCCAGAACUAUGAUCAAUUCCUCGCUGUGCGUGCCCUCUUUGGCAUCGCCAUGGGCGGCCUGUACGGCAAUGCAGCCGCCACAGCACUCGAAGAUUGUCCUCAAGAGGCCCGCGGGAUCAUCUCUGGAAUGCUACAACAAGGGUAUGCAUUCGGCUAUCUCCUCGCAACCGCCUUUGCCCGCGGGUUGGUCGACACAACUUCCCAUGGCUGGCGACCACUUUUCUGGUUUGGAGCUUGCCCUCCGGUCUUGAUCAUUAUCUUCCGCUACUUCCUUCCGGAAACCGUCUCCUUCCGUGAGCGUGUUGCCGCCCGCAAAGCGCAAGGCUCUAUCGCCGGCACGUUCGUUAAGGAAGGCAAGGUCGCUCUUCGCCGCCAUUGGAUCUUGCUCAUCUACCUAGUCCUGCUGAUGGCUGGAUUUAACUUUAUGUCCCACGGCUCCCAGGACCUCUACCCCACCAUGCUCACCAACCAGUUUAAUUUCAGUCAUAAUGCCGUCACCGUCACCCAAGUGGUCGCUAACCUUGGCGCCAUAACUGGCGGCACCGUAAUCGGCUAUUGCUCGCAGAUAUUCGGCCGUCGAUUCACUAUCAUCGUCAUGUGUAUCCUCGGUGGCGCCUUGCUUUACCCAUACUCCUUCACCACGUCUCACAGCGUCACCGCCGCGGCGUUUUUUGAGCAAUUUUGCGUCCAGGGCGCUUGGGGCGUGAUUCCUAUCCACCUAAUGGAAUUGUCUCCGGGGUCUUUCCGUACCUUCGUCGUAGGGACGUCCUACCAACUCGGUAACCUUAUCAGCUCUGCCUCAUCGACCAUCGAGGCUACUAUUGGUGAGAGAUUCCCGCUCCCGCCUAAAUUUCAAAGAGGUCACGAGAUCAGACGGUAUGAUUAUGGAAAGGUCAUCUGUAUUUUCAUGGCCUGCGUGUAUGUGUAUGUGAUUGUUCUGACGUUCCUCGGACCGGAGAGGAGGGGUAGGAGUAUGGAUGUUGAGCAUGAUAGCGAUAUGGCCGAGGUUAGAGGUGGACACUUAGAUGGAGGCAGUGUUGCUCGCCAUGGUCAGCGUCAGCAUCAGCGUCACGAGGACGCAGGAGAAGUCAGUAGCAUGGAUGAGGAGCAAGCGGUGGAGACGCAGCAGCAGAAAGAGGCUGUCUAG